Molecule: messenger RNA, 2019 nt
Organism: Chenopodium quinoa (quinoa)
Lineage: Eukaryota; Viridiplantae; Streptophyta; Magnoliopsida; Caryophyllales; Amaranthaceae
Product: zinc finger BED domain-containing protein RICESLEEPER 2-like
Exons: 4
Coding region: 1-2019 (672 amino acids)
Molecular function (GO): DNA binding
Source: RefSeq, a predicted model, not a curated record
AUGAAUAACAAGUCCCUUGACCAGAUGCCUACCACGAAGUUAAUUACUAUGAUAGUAAAACAUGUUAGACUUCCGUUUUAUGAUUCAAAUAAUAAUACUUCUUGUGCUUUUGACAUUAUUCAUGCUGAUUUGUGGACAUCUUCUAUUCGGAGCAUUAAUGGUCAUAAAUAUUAUUUGAUUCUUCUUGAUGAUUUUACCCAUUAUAUGUGGGCCAUCCUUCUUGCUUAUAAAUCUCAAGUCUUCCAAUGCUUUAUACACUUUAGACAAUAUGUGCAGACAGUGGCGGAUCCAAGAUUUUGUGAGAGUGUUCGAUUUCCCGACGAUUUGUACUGUAUUUUUCAGAUUAUGGAUGGACAAUCAAAUGUUAUGGAUAGUAUUCGUAGUAAUGAGUGCAAUGAGACUAAUGAUGUACCAUUAGCGGGUUAUGAGCCAAAUGAUGAAGAGGAUUGGGAGGGGUUUGUGGAUAAGAAAGAUACUACUCAUACUAGCAAAGAAGUUAGUUCUAGUACUUCCACAAAAAGUAAGAAAAAGACUUCUGAUGUAUGGGAUUGUUUUGAUAUUGUUAUAAUCAAUGGUAUAGAAAAGGCUCAAUGCAAGUAUUGUAGAAGUGCACUCUCUUACAAUGGAAAUAAUGGAACUUCUCACCUUCGGAAACAUGCUUUAAAGUCAUGUUCGGGAAAACAUUUGAAGCUUGCGGCUGGUCAAUCACAAUUGAAAGUUAAGACCGAAGUUGACGGGACUACUUCUUUGUCUCUUAAGGAAAAGAAAAAGAAAGUGACAUUUGAUCAAGAUGUUUCAAGGCGAGAGUUGGUUAAGAUGGUAGUAAUACAUGAGUAUCCUUUGUCAAUUGUGGAUCAUAUUGGUUUUAGGAGCUUUGUUAAAAGCUUAAAUGAUAAUUUCAAGUUUAUUUCAAGGAACACAUUGAGGAAUGAUGUGAUGAGAAUGUACAACAAUGACAGAAGUUCUCUUAAGGAGUUGUUAGAGGCUAAUGAGGGUAGAGUGGCUAUAACAACCGAUAUGUGGACCGCCUCCAACCAAAAGAAGGGGUUUUGUUUUGUGCCAUGUCCACAUACAAAAGGGGUUAUUGCUAAGGUUUUAAUGGAUACUUUGUCUCAAUUCUCUUUGGAAAACAAAAUUUCUUCUAUUGUCCUUGAUAAUUGUACCACAAAUGAUUCUAUGAUCAAUGUCUUGUUGGAGAAAUUAGAAAGUAGUUGUUUGGUAUUAGAUGGAGAAUUUUUGCACAUGAGAUGUAGUGCUCAUAUUCUAAACUUGAUUGUGAAAGAUGGUUUAGAAGUGAUUGAUCAUGCAAUUGUCAAAGUAAGAGAGUGUAUAGCAUUUUGGAUGUCUACUCCUAAAAGGAUUAAAAAAUUUGAGGAAGCUUGUCGUCUUUUGAAUGUGACUAAACCUAAAAGAGUGGGUCUUGAUUGUAAAACUAGGUGGAACUCUACAUACUUGAUGCUUGAAUCUAGUUUACCUUUCAAGGAAGUUUUUAAUAAGUUAAAACGUUUGAAUAAAAAGCUUAAGUUUUCUGUUCCAAGUGAGGAUGAUUGGACUAUGACUACUCUUGUUUGUCAAAAGUUAGAAAUAUUCUACAAAGCUACCAAGGUUUUUUCUAUUAGAAAUCAACCAACUGUUAAUUUGCUUUUUCGAAUUGUUUGUGGCAUCAAACUUGCUUUAGAUCGUUGGGUGCAAAUUGAUAAUGAUGAGGUUAUUAGGAGAAUGGCUAAGAGUAUGGUUGAAAAAUUUGACAAAUAUUGGUCACAUAUUAAUGGGAUUUUGGCUAUUGCUGCCAUUUUAGAUCCUAGAAACAAAAUGGAUUGUGUGGUCCAUUAUUUUGGAAAAUUAUAUGGAGAUGGUGCUAAUAGUGAAAUAGCAAGAAUAAGAAAGACCCUUGAUGAUCUUGUUUCUGAGUUUCAAAGUAAGAAUGAGGUAGUUAGUGAACAAUCAUCAUUAAUGAGAGGGUUUUACGAGUGUGGUGAAGAAGAAGAUGAUUUUGCAAUAUCUAAGAGACUCCUUUGA